This is a messenger RNA of Atta colombica, 1681 nucleotides long. RefSeq names its product DNA-directed RNA polymerase II 16 kDa polypeptide-like (gene Ada2a). The transcript is spliced from 2 exons. Gene Ontology annotation, cellular component: RNA polymerase II, core complex; SAGA-type complex; P-body. Gene Ontology annotation, biological process: regulation of transcription by RNA polymerase II; positive regulation of translational initiation; mRNA export from nucleus in response to heat stress. The coding region runs from base 242 to 1681 and encodes 479 amino acids. Gene Ontology annotation, molecular function: chromatin binding; transcription coactivator activity; nucleotide binding. The record is from RefSeq and is a predicted model, not a curated record. Lineage: Eukaryota; Metazoa; Arthropoda; Insecta; Hymenoptera; Formicidae.
CCGAGAGGAUCUACGAGCGUUCGAAAACAUUUUUCAGUUCUGCCUGGGAUUGAACCUGGGAUCUCUGGCAUAGUCUCGUUCAUUUAGCAGUUUCGUUCGUGCGCUGCUUGUACGUCACAAUCGUACUCUAUGAUUGUGUGCAUACCAGCGUGCACAGACGUAUGAGAGAAGUCAUCACGCUCGGCCACGAGCAAUAGGACUGAGGACGAAUAAGAGACAUAUUCAGUAAAAAUUAGUCAACAUGGCUAAUCCCAAUCUCACGGAUAUGACAGAGGAGGAUGCAGCGGAUCUGCAAUUCCCGAAAGACUGUUUAUUGAGUCCAACAGACAAAUCUGAAAAUGACGUAGAACUUGAGGUGUCAGUCUUGAAGGACAAAAUUCUUGCCUCAGAUCCAAUAUGCCGCGUGUGCAGGUCUAACCUAGUGGAACCAUAUAUUCGUUGCGCCAUGUGUACCAAUGUCGAGAUAUGUCCACCGUGCUUUGCCAAAGGCUGCGAGAUCGACGAACACAAGAAUGAUCACGACUAUGUUAUUAUAAAGAAUGAAUUUCCUCUAAUUGAGGGUAGCAAUUGGACUGCCAAGCAAGAACUCGAGUUACUACAUGUUCUGCAACAAUGUGGUUUUGGAAAUUGGAUAGAUGUGGGACGUAGGAUGCAUAGAAAGUCUGCCACUGAGUGCAAAAUGCAUUAUUUGCAGCAUUACAUAGACAAUCAAACUCUGCCGGAUCUACCGAAAAUUGAGGAAAAUAGAACCAGCUUAUUUGGUUGCGAACCGAUACCUUACAUGCACAAGUUGCAAGACCUGGAAGAACCACCUAGAUUUGCUUCAAACACGAGCAACAGCAGACUGUUGGCAGGUUAUAACGCGGCUAGAUCCGAUUUCGAGGUGAAUUUCGAUAAUCAUGCAGAAUCAUUGAUAUCCGAGCUUGAAUUCGACGACUUUCAACUGGACGAUGACACAUACGAAUUAGGACAAGCUUUGCAAGCGGCAAUGGUGCAGGCGUACAACAACAGAUUAAAGGAGCGCAAGAGAAGACAUAGAAUUAUUCGCCAACAUGGACUAAUCGCAUUACGCAAAGUUAUAUCCUCGAUACAGAGAUACGAGAAUACAAUAACGAGGCCACUCGCAGAGAGAUUGCUGAUAUUCAUGCAACUCAUAGAUGGGAUAAAAUUUGAUUUUUUCAUGGAAGGUCUUCACCGCGUUGGCGAGUUAAAGAAUCAUAUCAACAGGUUAUUAGAAUUCAGGCAAAAUGGACUCAAGCACUUUCAUAGCGUAUCCAUGUUCCAGAAAUUAAGUAAAUUGAGGCAGGAAUAUGAGAGGGAAAGAAAGCAGUAUCUAAACAAUCCGGAAUACAACUGGAGAAAUGUAUUACCUGAUAAUGUUGUUAACUGUAACAGUCCGAUUCUCGGAAACACACAACGCAAAACCGCGCCGCCUCUCGCUAUAAAAGGUUUACCGGGAUACGAAAAACUGAGCGCCGACGAGAAAGAGCUUUGCUCCGUCGUGAGAGUCAUGCCCGCCAAUUAUUUAGACUUUAAACAUCUCUUGAUAACGGAAAGUAAAAAAAAUGGUUAUCUUAGAUUAGCCCAGGCCCGUAUUCUCUUAAAAAUCGACGUGAAUAAAACGCGAAAGAUAUAUGACUUUUUGGUGGAAAAGGGACAUGUAAAUAAGCCAGCUCAGUGA